Messenger RNA from Diachasma alloeum, 1345 nucleotides. RefSeq lists its product as uncharacterized. The coding region runs from base 89 to 1345 and encodes 418 amino acids. The record is from RefSeq and is a predicted model, not a curated record. The transcript is spliced from 3 exons. Lineage: Eukaryota; Metazoa; Arthropoda; Insecta; Hymenoptera; Braconidae.
CACUAGUUCAAUCUGCGGGAAAUACGAAGCGCGGAAAUUUCAAACCCAGCAAUAUCGCCGGAAGAGUCAGAUGAAAUAAAAGUGAAAAAUGGCCAUGAACAGUCCCGGGCCGUACACCAACCCAAAGUCCCCGAGGAGUCCGCGUCAGCUUCCCCAGCUGCCUCAAAUGACCUCCAUCACGGGGCAGAGGAGUCCCUGUCUAACACCUCAAAACUUUAGCUGCAAAUCACCGGGCACACCUAGGGUCUUCGAAUUCCCACCUGAAUACUGCCCCGAAACGCCGAAUGCUAAUUUCGUCUUCGAGGAUUUUGGAAAAGUUGAGUCGAUAUCGGGAUCGAGGAAUAAUUUAUUGUCAGAAAGCUCCGGUGGAAAUACAAGUGGAUCCAACAGUUUUGGAAGGAACUCGACUAUUUACAGUCCACAUGCACCUGCGACAAAGAAUCCACGAGGUCCGGCUGAUCCAAAAUCUCCGGUUUUCCAGUUUUGCAAUCCGAGAAAGAACUUUGGGAAGACUCAGAGCUAUCCGUCUAAAAGCCCAGUGUCAACGCCCCCGAUAAUCAAUUCCUCGUCGAGAAAUAAAUCAAUGAGUUGUGGAUCACCUCAGAUUUUCAAUCAGAAGACAGCGAAGUCAUUAGAGUCAGGCAGAAGGAACUCGUGUUUGAAUCUCGGAACUAACAUUUCACCAACGACAAUUGUCACUUCGUCGUCACGCAGUCCAAGUCCUAGGACAACUGAUAAGGAUAGGUUUGAGACUUGCACAAAUCAGGACAGUCGUGACAAAUUCACGAAACUAUCCAAGAGGGAUACCGAGAGUCCUACUAAGGGGGCCAGACAACGACUCGGGAGUUUACAAUUGAACAAGAGUUAUGGGUGUUUGAAUGAGGUCGGUGAGAAGCUGCUAAUGAGGUCGACUGUAAAAAAUAUUGCGAGAAAGUCCACCAGUGAUCUCACUGAGUUCGAUAAUGCCGGGGGGGAUGAGGUGGGAACUGAAGUUACGGUCUUAUCUAGCCCGAGACGAAGGGGCUCGAUGAAGGGCGGAUUGGCUUAUCUGGCAUCGAGACGGGGAUCGCGAGAUAGCCAAGCGUCCAAUCUGUCGAAUGUCAGCAAUGAGGAUGUCGGACCAUUGAAUUUCAGCGCUCAUCCGAGGGGGCGACAGAGGAGAACUUCCAAUUUUCUGGAAUUACCAGACCAUGGGGAAGCCCGCCAUCAAUGUAUGUAUGGCGAAAAAAUAAGACAUCACUCAGUGACAUGCUCACUGUCACAUGCUCGCUGUCCCCCGCUUGUUAUUAUUCAAAUACAAAUUUGUAUUCAUUACCCUGGAUUUUCCGGAGAGGACAAAUUGUAA